Musa acuminata AAA Group (dessert banana) is the source of this 850-nucleotide messenger RNA. Its product is annotated as protein LOWER TEMPERATURE 1. Bases 33 to 575 code for a protein of 180 amino acids. The transcript has 6 exons. Gene Ontology annotation, biological process: positive regulation of proteasomal ubiquitin-dependent protein catabolic process. Gene Ontology annotation, cellular component: Cul4-RING E3 ubiquitin ligase complex. Lineage: Eukaryota; Viridiplantae; Streptophyta; Magnoliopsida; Zingiberales; Musaceae. The record is from RefSeq and is a predicted model, not a curated record.
UCGACGCGUUCCACUUCGGCGCCUGGGAGAAAAUGGAGGCAGAGCACUCCUCCGUCCCCCAGCCCCGGGCGAAGGGAGGCGCGGCGCCUCCGCCUGAUUCCGAUCGGGCCGCCGGGGGAGCCUCGAAGUACCUAGCCGGCCUCCCAUCCCGUGGCCUCCUCUCCUCCGCAGUUCCCUCUUCCAACCUGGGUGGCAUUCGGGUGUAUGUGUGUGAUCACGAGACGGCGCCACCAGAUGGGCAAUUAAUCAAGACAAACACAACAAACAUAUUAAUUAGAGCUCUUCAAAUUAACAAACAGAAGAGUGAUUUAAAGGAUGUAACUGCUAAAGCUGCAACAGAGAGCAGCACAGGCAAAAGAUCUGCUGGUAGAACUUCAGAGGGAAGGACUCCAAAGAAAACAAAAACUAGUUCUGGUUCUACUAGUAGCCAUCAAGGGAACUCCAGUAAUGGAUAUUCUGAGAAAACACUUCAGAUGAUGACUGUAGAGCGCUUGCGUGCUCUUUUGAAAGAGAGAGGACUGUCAGCAAAAGGGAAAAAGGAUGAACUGAUUGGACGCUUGAAAGACAAAUCAUAGUGGAAGCUGCUGACGAAACCUAGGAGUUUCUCAAGUGGCUUUCCACCAAAUGACUGAACUUUGUUGACCGUAGAUUUGAUCCAGCAAUGUCCAAACAGUUGUGGCAUCAAACGAUGCCACAAUUAAGAUGCUUUCUGGAAGAAGCCGGUGCCCUUUUUGUUGCUACCCUGUUGCGGUAUUUUUGUGACCAGCCUUUGCUUGGGAUAAAUUAUAAGGAUGUAACUCUUACUACAACCUGUCGAUAUAUGCUUAAUCAUGUCUUUUGGUGUUGCUGA